This is a messenger RNA of Rotaria sp. Silwood1, 1905 nucleotides long. The record is from the annotation of a GenBank genome assembly. Lineage: Eukaryota; Metazoa; Rotifera; Eurotatoria; Philodinida; Philodinidae.
AUGUAUCCAUCUCGAAAAGAUACACCAGUUCUUCGUAAUCUUUCACUCAUCGCUCGUGCUGGUCAGACAACAGCUCUUGUAGGAAAAAGUACAUGUAUAUCACUAUUUCUUCGUUACUAUGAACCUUCAUCUGGUCGAAUAACAAUUAAUGGUCGACCAAUAACAAACUACAAUGUCCAACAACUUCGACAAACCAUUGGAGUUGUCAAUCAAGAACCUAUUCUAUUCGGUAUGAGUAUUUAUGAAAAUAUUCGUUUUGGUAAAGUAAAUGCAACACGAGAAGAAAUUGAACAAGCUGCACGAGAAUCAAAUGCACAUCAUUUCAUCAUGCAAUUACCAAAUAAAUAUGAAACACUUGUUGGUGAACGUGGUAUCCAGUUGAGUGGUGGUGAAAAACAACGUAUUGCCUUAGCUCGUGCUCUUGUCAAGCAACCUACAUUUCUUUUAUUGGAUGAAGCAACAAGUGCACUUGAUAAUAUUAGCGACAAAAUUGUUCAAGACGCUCUUGAUCGAGCAUGCAAAGGUCGUACAACAAUUGUUAUUGCUCAUCGUUUGAGUACAAUUCAAAAUACUAAUCAAAUAUAUGUAUUAGAUAAUGGAAGUGUGAUUGAGCAAGGUACACAUGAAACAUUGAUGGCAGAAGAAGGAGGCAAAUACCAAUCAAUGGUCAAACGUCAACAAAUGGAAAGAUUCGAUGAUGAUAAAGAUGACAUGAUGAGCAUGGAAAACUAUACAUCUUUUGCCAUAUCGGGAUCAAAAUUGACACAACGUAUUCGUUCAAAAGCUUUUGCAUGUCUUCUUCGUCAAGAAAUUGCUUAUUUCGAUCGACCAGAAAACAGCUCUGGUGCAAUUUGUGCUCGUCUUUCUUCUGAUGCAUCAGCCAUUCAAGAGAUGGCUGGUACGCGAUUAGGAGCCAUCUGUGAAGCUCUCUCAAUGACGUUUUUUGGACUUCUACUUGGAUUUCUCAUAAAUUGGCAAUUAACAAUGAUCGCUUUUUGUCCUCUUUCUAUUCUAGCUGCAGUCACUUAUGGUGAGAUGCAGGUUCGUCUAUGGAUGAAUCAACAAUCCAACCAAAUUGUCGAACAAGCAAGCACGAUCGAUUUUCGUGGAGAAAUAAAAUUGGAUCAAGUUAAAUUUAUCUAUCCUAUUCGACCAACAUCGAUUAUUCUCAAUAAACUUCAAUUGAAUAUUAGGUCAGGUCAACGUGUGGCUCUUAUUGGUAUGUUAGAAUUAAAUGUUUCUGUUGAAUGCUCAUUAGGUAAUAUAAUUCGUACAGGUACAUCUGGAUGUGGAAAAACAACAGUAAUUCAACUAUUGGAACGAUUCUACAAUGUCACACAGGGUCAACUAUUUCUUGAUGGUAUUGAUAUUCGACAACUAAACCUACAAUGGGUUCGUUCUCAGUUUGGUCUUGUUAGUCAAGAACCAAUCUUAUUCGAUUUAACAAUUGCUGAAAAUAUAACAUAUGGCUUAGAAAAUGUCUCAAUCGAAGAUAUUAUCAGUGCAGCAAAGAGAGCUAAUAUUCAUCAGUUUAUUGAACAGUUGCCUCAGGGUUAUGAAACAAGAGUAGGGUUGAAAGGUAGUUUUCUAUCAGGUGGUGAAAAGCAACGUAUUGCUAUUGCUCGAGUUCUUAUUCGUCGACCUAAAGUAUUGCUCUUAGAUGAAGCUACAAGUGCCAUGGAUUCACAUAAUGAACAGCUUGUACAAGAAGUGCUUGAGCAAGCUCAAACAGAAGAUUCCAGUCGAACAUCAUUGGUUAUUGCUCAUCGUCUUUCAACUAUUCGUUCAUGUGAUUUGAUUUGUGUACUUGAUGGAGGACAUAUAGUAGAAAGUGGUACUCAUACAGAAUUGAUGCAGCAACGUGGUGCUUAUUAUAAAAUGCUUGCUCAAAACAAUUCAAAAUAA